This is a messenger RNA of Psammomys obesus (fat sand rat), 4803 nucleotides long. Its product is annotated as zinc finger protein 14-like. The record is from RefSeq and is a predicted model, not a curated record. Gene Ontology annotation, molecular function: DNA-binding transcription repressor activity, RNA polymerase II-specific. The transcript is spliced from 8 exons. Bases 87 to 3272 code for a protein of 1061 amino acids. NCBI's taxonomy places the organism in Eukaryota, Metazoa, Chordata, Mammalia, Rodentia, Muridae. Gene Ontology annotation, biological process: negative regulation of transcription by RNA polymerase II.
GCCAUAUUUGAGUUCCGGGUAGCCGGAGCGGCGAGAGUUGGGCUGGCGCUUGCCGAGUUUCUGUUCGGCUCGCGGAGGACGCCCGGAUGCACCAGAAGCAGGAAAUGGAGCCUGUGACCUUUGAGGAUGUGGCUGUGAACUUCACUCUAGGAGAAUGGACUAUGUUGGAUUCCAGUCAAAAGAAGCUCUACAGAGAUGUAAUGAAGGAGACCUUUAUGAACCUGAUCUCCAUAGGGAAAACAGAAGAAGAAGAUGAUGUUCAAGAAGAGUACCAAAAUUCCAAGGGAAACCUGAGGACACUGGUGGUUGAGAGACUCUGUAAAUAUGAUUAUGGUAGUCAGUACGGGAAAACCCACCAACAGAGUCCACAGCACAUUGUGAAUGAAAAAAUGUCUCCUGCAAUAACGGAGUGUGGAAGAGACAUCAUUGCUCAUUUACCCUCAGGUACGCACAUCAAACAGCAACCUGGAGAGAAGCCAUUCCAGUAUCAGGGACAUAUGGAGAAGGCGUUUAAACAUAAGAAAUGGAAGGAUUUUACUUAUUCUGAGUUGCUUCAGAUGCAUAAAAGCCCUCCUCUGAGACAGAAACCCUAUGAAUAUCAGCAAUCUGACGAAGCCUCUAGGAGUUUCACUUCCGAUCACGAUUAUGAGGGAACUUACACUGAAGAGAAAUCUUAUGUUUGUAAACAAUGUGGGAAAGCGUGGAGUGAUUCCUGUAGCCUCCUCUGGCAUGAAAGAAGUCAUAUUCAAGAGAAACGUCACACCUGUAAGCAGUGUGGAAAAGCAUUUAGUCGUCCGUCACAGCUUCACAAACAUGAAAGAAUUCACACCGGUGAGAAACCUUACGUGUGUGCACAUUGUGGAAAAGCCUUCAUCGAUCGCAGAACCUGUUACAAUCAUGAAAGAACUCACACUGGAGUAAAGCCCUAUGCUUGUAAACAGUGUGGGAAGGCAUUUCUUCGUUCCUGCCAGCUUCUCAUCCAUGAGAGAAUUCACACUGGAGAGAGACCCUUUGUAUGUAAGCAUUGCGGAAAAGCUUUCACCUACUCCAGUGCCUGUUACUAUCAUGAACGAAUUCACACUGGAGAGAAGCCCUGUGUGUGUAAGCAGUGUGGGAAGGCCUUUAAAUGUUCCGCAUACCUUCACAUACAUGAAAGAUCUCACAGUGGAGAAAAACCCUAUGUAUGUAAGCAUUGUGGAAAAGCCUUUGCUUAUGCCACUGGAUGUCACAAGCAUGAAAGAAUUCACACUGGAGAGAAACCAUAUAUGUGUGUGCAGUGUGGGAAACUCUUCACUUUCCCCAGAUCCCUUCACAUACAUGAAAGAUCUCACAGUGGAGAAAAGCCCUAUGUUUGUAAGCAGUGUGGGAAAUCUUUCACUCAGGGAACUUCUUUGCGAAGGCAUGAACGAAUUCACACUGGAGAAAAACCUUACGUAUGUAAGCAAUGUGGGAAAGCUUUCAUCCAACGUGAUGAUUGUUACAGUCAUGAGCGAACUCACACAGGAGAGAAACCAUACAUGUGUGUUCAAUGUGGGAAAACGUUCACUUUUUCCAAAUCCCUUCAGAUACAUGAAAAAAAUCACACUGGAGAGAAACCCUAUAUAUGUAAGCAGUGUGGGAAAGCAUUUACCUGUUCCACAUACCUUCUCAGACAUGAAAGAACUCACAGUGAAAAAAAACUCAGUGGAUACCUCGGUGACUGUCACGUCUUCCGAUCGCAGGCUCCGUGGCGAGGACGCGGGAUGCGCCAGACACGGAGUAUGGAGCCAGUGACCUUUGAGGAUGUGGCCGUGAACUUCACUCUAGGAGAGUGGGCUUUGUUGGAUUCCAGUCAAAAGAAGCUCUACAGAGAUGUGAUGACAGAAACCUUUAUGAACCUGAUCUCCAUAGGGAAAACAGAGGAAAAAGAAAACAUUGAAGACAACCACCAAAAUCUUAGGAAAAAUGUGAGAAUUCAGGUCGUUGAGAGGAAUUGUGACUAUGGAGAUGGUAUUCAGUGUGGAGAGACCCAGAAAUGGAUUGCAGAGCAUAUUGUUCAUAGAGACAUGCAUCCUGCAGUGACAGUAUGUGAAAACAGUGUGCUUGCAAGAGACAUCACUGUUCAUUCACCCUUGCAUGUGCAAUGUGAGACCACAGAGAAAACAUGUGGGUCUCAAGAACAUGUGGAGAAAGCAUUUAUACAUGAGAAAUGUUGGAAAGGUUCCACUUAUUCUGAGUCCAUUCAGACAAAUCAAAGUACUCCUACAGAGACACCCUACCGAAGUAAGCAGUCUAAUGAAGCCUACAGCAGUGGUAAUUCUGAUCAGUAUUGUGAGAGAAUUCACACUGGAGAUAAACUCCAUGAAUGGAAGCAAGUUGAGAAAGCCUUCUGGAGGCCCAGUUAUGCUCAGAUAUAUGAGAGAAUCACCAUUGGAGAGAAACCGUUUCUGUGUAAGCAGUUUGGCGAAGCAUUGCUCACUUCUAGUCAUAUUAUUAAGCAUGAAAUAAUUCUCCCGGAAGAGAAAUGUUAUACAUGUAAGCAGUGUGGAAAAGCGUUCAGAUAUUCCUCAUCACUCCAGAACCAUGAAAGAAUUCAUAGUGGGGAGAGGCCCUAUGUAUGUAAGCAGUGUGGAAAAGCCUUCAUUCGUUCCUAUGAUCUUCUCAUCCAUGAAAGAAUUCACAGUGGAGAAAAGCCUUACACAUGUGAGCAUUGUGGCAAAUCUUUCACCCAUUAUAGCGGCUGGUACAGUCAUGAAAGGAUUCACACUAGAGAGAAACCCUAUGUUUGUACACAGUGUGGGAAAGCAUUUUCAUGUUCCACAUCAUUUCGGAGGCACGAGAGGAUUCACACUGGAGAGAAGCCUUACCUAUGUAAGCACUGUGGCAAGGCCUUCACCCACUCUAGUGCUCGUUACAUUCAUGAGAGAACUCACACUGGAGAGAAACCCUACGUAUGUAAGCACUGUGGGAAGGCUUUCCUCCGGGCCAGUCAUCUUAACAACCACGAGAGAAUUCACACUGGAGAGAAACCCUAUGUUUGUAAGCACUGUGGGAAAGCCUUCAUCCAACGGGAUGCGUGUUAUAAUCAUGAGAGGAUUCACACUGGAGAGAAACCAUAUGUCUGUAAGGAAUGUGGGAAAGCAUUUAGGAUUUCCACAUCCCUUCGUGACCAUGAGAGAAUUCACACUGGAGAAAAACCUUAUAUAUGUAAUUACUGUGGAAAAGCAUUUAGAGUUUCCACAUGCCUCCACAAACAUGAAAGAGCUCACACUGAAAAGAAACCCAGUGGGUAGCAUAUGAAACAGCGUACAUAAUAAUGGAACUGUCAUUGGUCAACCUGCUGUUAUGUAAAAACUGUGUGCAAGGCCAGUGAGAUGGCUCAGGGGUGAAAGCAUGCGCCAAGCUUGAUAGCCUGAGGCGGAGCCUCAGAACCCAUGUGGAGGGAGAGCUGAGUCUCCAGAGUUUUCCUCUGGCUUGCACACCUGCCUUCCUUUGCAGCAUCCUCCCACAGGUGUAUAAAUAAAUGGAAUAAUUGAAAAUACUUUUUUGUUUUCAGACAGUUUUACUAUGUAGCCUUGUCUAUCCUGCAACUUGCUUUGUAGACCAGGCUGGCUUUGAACUCAAAGAUCCACCUGCCUCUACCUCCUGAAUACUGGGAUGAAAGGUGUACGCCACCACUGCCUGGCUUUCAAAUCCACUUUUAAUGCUGUCUUUUAUUUGUAAUUCUGUGUAGGUGUGUGGAUGUGUGCAUGUGAGGGUGGGCCAGCUGGGCCUCUGGAAGAACGGUAUCUGUACUCUAAGCUGCAGAGCCACUUUUCCAGCCCCAUAAAUGUAAUUAUUCUUUAGGCUGGAAAGAAAUAGGUGGAAUAGGAGACGUGAAAAUGUGUAACUUUGCACACCUAUGGAAACUGAAGUUGAGUGGAAACCGGUUCUGCGGUUCAUGAACAGUGCAUUGUGUAGGUUUAUGUGCAUGGGCACCCACAUGCCAGCGUGUACACAGAGAAACAAGGUCUGUUCUGUUCUCUACUGUCGCAGUCAAGUUGCCUUCAAAACAAGUCCGUAACCUGCUGAGGAACCUUGCUGGCCCUGCUUCGUGCCUUUUACUCACGAGGGUAGUAGAAGCUAGGGAAUUGCAAAAUUGAAUACAGUGAAUUUGAACACAGCUGGGAGAGGCAGGAACUCAUUUCAGCCAAAUGAAGAAUUCGGCAUUAAGCAUAUAAGCUGUAUGUUGUCUCAAAUAAUGUGAAAGGGAAUUUUCUUCUGUAUGUUGUAAAAGUAAGAAAUUUGAACACUGAGCAAAUGUUUUCUGGUUUUGUGGAAAUUGAAAAUGUUGGCAUGAUUUUGUCUGUCCUCUCUGCUGUUUGGAACACUGAGGCCACCAAAAUACUGUAUCGAAGAACAAUAGCAACAGCAUAAACUACAUAUGUUGAAGCAAUGUCUUUUAAUUUGCUAAAUAGUUUUAGUAUUGAAAUAAGGUCUCGCUGUGUAGACCGAGCUGGCCUUGGUUUCACACAGACUGCCUCUGCCUCCCAAGAGGGGAUGGAUAUUAAAGGUGUGUGCCGCCAAGCUCAGGCGGUCCAUCUUACUUUAGUGGACAUCUUCUGAAACGCAGGGGUAAUAACGUUUUCUGUUUCGUGUGAGACUGUGUUUGACUCAUGGAAUUCAAGUGCUUUGUAAGUGCUAGUAGACUUGAAUAAUUGUGCUUCAUUUGAAAUUGAAAAUCGGCUGCUUGUUAGUUAGUGUUUUCAGUUGUCCUUACGUGGCCGAUUAUGUUUUUCUUACUAUUCUUAAUUCAUUGGCAGUUUUCUUACAUUUCUGUGUAUG